AUGUGGUCAGUCUCGAACAUCAAUAGAGCUCACCUCUCAAGCAUGGAUUUGACCACUCGAUACUCAAGUCUCGAAGAGCAAGACAGCCGUCUUGGCCAAAUUGAUGAUCAGCAAGUUGGUAAAGGAAUUCACAGCUCGGCCGUCCAGAUAGAAGUCGUCAGCUGUAGUGAAAAUGAUGUGGCUGCUGGAGGAGAAAACUUGGACAGGUGGAAUAAAAACAAAGUGCUUUUCGCCUGGCUGUCUCUUUGCUUUUCCACAGGCCCGACUUCCUCCAUGAGCAAAGUAUAUGUGCCUGUCGUCGUUCAGUCCUUUGCGCACGCAUUAGGUCACCAGAAGGGCUCUCAAAACAAAUGCACUGCGCGCGGAGAUAACUGCUAUGUGAGAUUCGGCAGCUUUGAUGUGCAAUUCACCUCUUACGUGCUGUAUCUAAAGGCGAUUUAUACAGCGUUGGAAGGACUUGUCGCCAUUUUGGUCAUGACUUGUGCUGAUUACAGUAAUAAUCGAAGAAGUAUGUUGGCGGUGUCUGUAAUCACUUUCGGAUUACUUGCAUGUCCAUUUGCAGCACUUUACAGGGAGACCUUUGUAUCGCUUAUCUCGGUCUCUGUAUUGUACUGCCUAAUGCUGAUAGUGGAGACAGUGUACCAGAUAAUCGAAGGUUCUUACAUCCCAAUUUUUAUGCUUGCCGCGGGUCAGCGACUAAAUCCUCAAGCGGCUGCUGGUCAGCCAUAUAAUCCAUCCCUAAGGCGUGGUUCAAUAGUAAGUGCACUUGGAUUGAUCAUGGGUAAUCUAGGAGGUAUCAUAGCACUCACAAUCGGCGUGAUCAUCACUCACAUUGGUGGCCCUUCGAGAAUUUCAGGGCCUCGUAACUUUAUGAGCGCAAUCACCGUUGCAGGGUUCUUGACUUUGUCCGUCGGUAUGAUCUCCAUGAUCUUCAUACCUAGACUGCAAGGUCAAACUUCAAAACGCAAUGUGUCAGAAUCGAAAAUCAAGACCAUAUUGAAGUUGCCAUUUACCAAGCUAAAAGAAGUCACGCAAGAUGUGCGAAAUCACAGAGAGGUCUUGAAGUAUUUGGUGGCUUGGGUCUUGUGGAACAUUUCCUUCUCCAAUUUUCUCUCGGUGAAUGCCCUCAUGUUCCGGUCUACGCUUGGAUUGAACAACUCUAGUGCCGAGUUUACUGUAUGGCAACUGAUGGGCAAUAUCAUGGCUUUACUGGGGUCAUUGGUAUGGAUGCUAGUGUACAAUUGGCAAUGCCGCCGGUUUUCUGAUGCUCGGAACGCGACUCUUAUUAAACGGUCUCUGUGCAUCCUAUUAUUGUUUGGUUGGUUUGCAAACUUCUGGGGAGCGCUUGGUGCCAACGCUGACUGCCCAGUUGGUUUCAAACACAGAUGGGAAUUUUGGGUGGGACUUGUAUUUUUUAUGAGCACUAGCAGUGGUCUGCGGUCAAUACAUCGAGUCGUCUACAGUAGCAUGCUGCCAAAAGGAAAGGAGAAUCAAUUUUUCGGAUUGGAAAUAAUGCUAGGGCUGUUGACCGGUUGGACAGAACCUCUGAUUAUCGCUGCGAUAACGAAUCGUACAGGUAAUUCGCGGCUUCCGUACAUUCCGAACACGAUAUUAUUCACCGUGGCUAUUGGCUUUUUUUACUCUUGUGAUAUUACCGCAGGGAUGAAGCAGGUUGCGAAGACAUAG
Lachancea sp. 'fantastica' is the source of this 1686-nucleotide messenger RNA. Lineage: Eukaryota; Fungi; Ascomycota; Saccharomycetes; Saccharomycetales; Saccharomycetaceae. The record is from the annotation of a GenBank genome assembly.